This is a messenger RNA of Chlamydomonas reinhardtii, 2263 nucleotides long. RefSeq lists its product as uncharacterized. Bases 173 to 1714 code for a protein of 513 amino acids. The record is from RefSeq and is a predicted model, not a curated record. Lineage: Eukaryota; Viridiplantae; Chlorophyta; Chlorophyceae; Chlamydomonadales; Chlamydomonadaceae. The transcript is spliced from 11 exons.
CAUAACGCGCUCUCUCAAGAGUCAUCAACUGAGGGCGCUGACAACCUUCCAUUCAUGUUUCCGACGGCAACCUUCUUGCCUCAACUCCGCAUCUUUCUCUGACGAAAUCGGGUCAAUAUGAGGUAGCUCAGGAAGCUUCACAGACGUGAUCGGGCUCUUGAAAACGUAGACGAUGGCCAGAGCUGUUGCGCCCGCUGCCCUUGUCGCAACUCUACUAGGCCUAAUAUCGUUAGUGAACAGUGAUGGCGCUGUAGAUCGGCAAUUAGCACAGCAACACGGCGGGAGCGCGGAGCAGCCUGUGCCCUUCGCCUACUGCAAGCCUUUCCUCGAGCGCCUGUCGCCGAACGACCAGCAUCAGCUACGGGAGUCAUACCAGCAGUAUCAUGGUGCCUACGCGCGCUUUAUGCGCGCGGCGCGCAACCACGAGGCCUUCCAAAAGGGCCCAGCGACAUGGAUUGAAGACCCCGGGCUCCGCCAGGGCUGGAACGUCACGUACCUGGUGGGCAACAACCUAGAGAACCUCACUCGCGCCAAGGACGACGCGGAGACGGUGAUGAAGAACAUGGAGAGCCGCAUCAAGGCCCAGCUGACGCAGCUGGAGGGGCAGAACAGUCUGCCGGCGGGUACACAGGUGGACCAGCUGUCGCCCUGCAUCAUGCGCAAGAUCUAUCCCUCGCAGUUCCCUGACCAGCCUGUGGUGUCGCUGCUGCUGCGCCUGCGCGGCGAGGUGGCGGCCAGUGACUGGCCGCCGCCGUCCGUCAACGGCACCAAGGAGCCGCCCACAGGCUUCAAGGGGACAGACGCCGUGUCCGCCUUCAUCCGGCGGGCCCAGGCCUGCAGCAAGGUGGCGCCCACAGAGCUGCUGGUGAUGCUGAGCGGGCCGGGGCCGCUGCUGCAGGCGUCCACAUGGGCAUGGCAGUCCUGGCAGACGGAGGGCUUUGUGGUCCCGCUUCUGGACACGCUCGACCGCGAGGCCGCGGGUCUGAACCGGCUGGCCUCUGUGGCGCGCGGACAGCUGCUGGUGGCGCUGCGGGCGGACCGGCCGGGCGUGGAGGACCUGCUGCCUGCGGGCGCGGCAGGCGGCGAGCACGACUGCGCCUGGCUGCAGCGCAUUGUGACGCUGUACCACCGCAUCCCGCAGCUGGGCGCCAUGGCCCACGGGCGCUACUCCUUCUCCCACCCCGCCAACGACGGCUCGCUGCGGCUGCUGGCGGGCGGCAUCGGCGGCGGCCCCGCCAAGAACAACAUGUGGUGGCUGGAGCCCAUGACGGCAGUGCCCUUCCAGUACGUGCUGUACGGCGACUUCUCGCCCAUGUCCUUUAGGCGGAGUGCGCUUGAGGAGGUGGGCGGCUUCGACGAGGAUCUGCCGCAGGGCGACGAGCCGUGCAGCAGUAUCAUCCGCCGCGAUGUGUCCGUGCGGCUGUGGAAGAGCGGCUGGCGGGUGGGCGCGCACGAGGCAGGCAUGAUGCAGCAGCCCGCUGUCAACCCCGCGGCGGCGCAGGCGUCUGACCCAACACGCUGCUCCUCCGACGUGGCGGCGCUGGCCUCCCAGCUGUUCGAGGCCCGCCACGCGCCGCCCGGCCUGCCGGCGCCCAGCCCCAUGGACGCGCUCAUGUCGCGGGUGCGCGAGCUCAACAUGGGGCCGGGCCUCAAACCCAUCGACGCCGCGGCGCUCACGUCCGGCUGCCCCAUGGCGCAAGGCUGCGCACCCUAGCGGCGGGCUAUCGCCGGACGCGGGUGUGGGUCGGCGACUGCUGACACACCAGCCGCAGCGGCAGCAGCCACAUCAUAUGUGUUUGUGCUAAUGGAAGACCUGCGACCGCCGCAGGCGCAUAGGAGAGGGACAACUCGCCCCCAUAACACAGCAGUUGCGUAGGUGUGAUACGGCCUGGACCGCAUUGCGAUGCGGGCCGAGGACCUUGCACGUGAGCGGACAACGGACCGGCGCUGUGUCUGUGUGUGUGUGUGUGGCCAGGCCUGGCACGGAAUGCGGGGCGGUCAGGUGCUGGAUGGUGGGCGCACAAAUUGUGGAGUGGGCAUGAACUGAAGUGCCCAGGUGCAAGCCCAAGGACGAAUGACACGCGGUAAUGAGGGGAGUGUGGGGAGAGGUGGGCGCGGACUGCUGCCUUUGGCCGUCUCUGGUAUGGACGGUGUUGUCAUUAGACGCUAGUGUGUAAUGCUGCAAGGUGCGCGCAUUGGGGAGCUCAGCAACUCGGCAUCCCGACCAUGAUGCGAGCUUGCAGCUAGGAAGCGUCCAGUUGAA